Fonsecaea erecta is the source of this 2049-nucleotide messenger RNA. RefSeq lists its product as hypothetical. The transcript has a single exon. NCBI's taxonomy places the organism in Eukaryota, Fungi, Ascomycota, Eurotiomycetes, Chaetothyriales, Herpotrichiellaceae. Bases 1 to 2049 code for a protein of 682 amino acids. The record is from RefSeq and is a predicted model, not a curated record.
AUGAUCCAGUGGAUUUCCUGCCAUCUUACGGCUCUCGCACACUAUCACCAGCAUGGCUGGCCCCAGGUGAAAAUCAAUCUUUCUCUAGCUGUCUUACGGUGCCUCGAGGGUCCGAGAUCAGAUGAGAAAUGGAACCAUUUGAACUCUUAUGUGCUACCAGACAGAACGACCUAUGAUCUGGUCGAAUGGAUUUAUAGAGUCGACGUCGACUACAGUCCAGAUCGUGAGCGAGUGUCGACUUUGGUCGCUGCACACUCGUCGACCUUCUGGUGCCCCGAUGAAGUAUACGAAGAAGACAUCAAAGGCGCCAUUCGCAAGGCUGAACGGUUGGGAAUAUGCAAGUACCGGUUGUUCAAUCUGAUUUCAUGUUGCGCUCGAGGAGAUCAAGACCUGCCAGCUCUACUGGUCAUGAUUGAUGAUACACAAGCCGCUACAGCCAGUUGUUUUCGACAUCAAGAGGACUUUGCCUUGAGAGAUCUACCCGCCGUUGUGAGUUUUGCAGACUCGUCAGGGGCAAUCAACCAUGAAAGUUGCACCGCUGAUCAUUGUGAAUUUGCUUUACUCGAUAACACUCGAGUUGCUCAGAAGCAUAAAUGCGGAGAGUCAAACAUCCCUUCUUGCCCUCUGAUCCAAUUUCCUCAGACACCUCUGCAGACGGCCGAUCGACUGGUCUGGAAGUCCGUUGAAUUGUCGACAGCGUCCCGUGGGGCACCUAGUCUGACCAACGGCGAAUAUAUCGCCAUAUCACAUGUCUGGUCUGACGGAACUGGCGCAGGCACAAAAGGGCCAGGGGCGGUAAACAGUUGCCUCUUCCAAUACUUUUCUGAAGUCGCCAAAGCACUGCACUGCGAGGGCGUUUGGUGGGACACCAUCUCAAUCCCUCCAGAUCCGAAACUGCGUGCAAAAGCUCUCCGUAACAUGCAAAUCAACUUCAGUUCAGCCAAGCACACGGUCGUCCAUGAUGAAUACCUGGUUAACUUUCCCUGGAAAGACGACGGCACUCCCUGUCUGGCUCUCGUACUGAGCCCCUGGUUCACACGGGGUUGGACAGCCGUUGAGCUCAUAUCAUCUCGGAGCAUCAAAGUAUUGUUCAAGGACCCCAACAACGACCGGGCGCCGUUGAUCAAAGACUUGCGGAAAGACAUCCUGGCCUCCCGGUUUCACCAUACUCUAGGUCACAGAACAGCAACCAGAAUCAUCCGCAGGUUGCAGCAGACCAACGUCGAGCCUCGUUCAAUGCGCAACUUGAUGCAAAAUCUCAAAUCGCGAAACAACUCGUGGCCGAGAGAUCGCAUUGUGGUGGCAAGCUUACUUGCUGGGGUGAAGCCAGACCUGGACGCCGUCAACAUGGAGGGCCGUGUGAUGCAGCAAAUUAUCACGUCGUAUCCCCAAGUCGAUGCAAGCGUCUUGAUUCACGGUUCACCAACCAUCGUCGACCAUGGCCCGCUCUCCUGGUGUCCUUUGAAUUUGUUUUCUGGAUCCACUCCAAUCCUUCCACAGAAUGGCACGUGGGAGGCACUCAGGCUCGACAUUGACAAGGGCAGCGGCUCAUUGACGGGUAGAUUUUGGGCGCGGACUCUGCCAUCGCUGCGUCAAAACAACAUCGAACCCUUCUCAAUGCACAGCGCUUCCCAGCGCAAAAUCAUGUUGGCUCUCCAGCAUCCGGGCGAAUAUCUGGUUCUGACAUGUUAUCGACGACAGAGGUUGUGUUUGGUUAUCAAACCGACUCGACUAUCACGGGUUGACGAUGCUGGGAGGAAAUUCAUCGAAUGUGACUGGGUCGGCGUCGCUUUGAUGGAUAUUUCCUACGAUCCAGAGGGCUGGUUUCCGAAUGUUAAGGUACAAAUAGGCGCUACAUCGGGGCCACCAGAACUCGGCCUCAAAGCUGAAGAUGUCCUGGACAUCUACCAUGGACAGGAGCGGCCAUCGACCCAACAAGGCGACUAUUUCUCCCUAGAGCCUAUACACGAGGGGUAUGAGUGGAGCAUCCAGCAUCAGAGAUGGGAGAAGCACGGAGCACCGUACCUGGGCCUUUCCACAAUGCAUUGA